Molecule: messenger RNA, 4409 nt
Organism: Ceratitis capitata (Mediterranean fruit fly)
Lineage: Eukaryota; Metazoa; Arthropoda; Insecta; Diptera; Tephritidae
Gene: Cap-H2
Exons: 10
Coding region: 282-3434 (1050 amino acids)
Biological process (GO): mitotic sister chromatid separation; meiotic chromosome condensation
Cellular component (GO): nucleus; condensin complex
Molecular function (GO): chromatin binding
Source: RefSeq, a predicted model, not a curated record
CAUCAUGAAAAAUAUCAUAUUAUAAUCCUGAAAAAACGUAAUAUCGUUCUCUGAAAUACAUGUGGAAGCAAUAAGGGUUGAUUUACGUUCUCUGUUAGGAGAGAGAAGAAAUACAUGUGGAAGAAAAAAGGCAUUGUAUUUACGUUCUCUGAGGCAAAGCUUUUGAAAGAGAAAGCCAAAAUAAGGCGAAAGACAAGAGUCACAAUAAAAUUAAAGUAUUUAUUAUAAAAAAUAAUAAAGAUUUAAGUUUUUCUAAUUAGCAACUAUUAUGGGAUAUCGAAAUGAUUGAGUCGGAGAGUAACAACAUGCUUGACCAUAUUCUGCAAGCAGCCAACAGACAUCCAAAUUCACGUGUUUCGAAACUUAUUCACAGUGUGGAGGAGGAACGAUCUCAAAAGAAUAUUGUUCUUUUACUUAUUGAGCUGGCAGAGCACGCGGAAUAUGCUACUGAUUUUAAUAUAUCUUUGAAAUAUUAUUUGGAUUUGUUUGAGCAAUUAGGUAUAGGACGAGAGAUCGUUUUAAACGAAGCUGGCUUAUUGCUAAUAAAUUCAUCGAAGGUGUACGCGAGGCGUGUAGAUUAUGUACAAGAACUAGUGGAACGUCAAAUACUGACUUUAACCAACGCAGACAAGGAAGUUGAAACUAAUAGAAAUGAAAAUUUAAAUAAAAGUCUCGAGGAGAAACCCAAACGCACGCGAAAACGUUUGGUAGCGCCAGUAGACGAUCCUUAUGAAGUGGAGUUGACUCCAAGAAAAUUUCGCAAAUUGACCGAAGAGAAACGUUUUUUAACAGGAAAAUUUCUUGAGAAAAAUAAAAUAAGUACAUCAAAGUUUUACAGGAUAGAAUCAGAGCAAUUUAUACAUCCGUCUGCAUGGAUACAUGCAAGUGUAGCUGAUUUAGAAAACGAGGACGAAAUUGAUUCAAAACGAAAUUAUAAGCUUUUUACAUAUCAUGUAGAGCACCGCUACAAUACAUUGGUACCAGACAUUAAUUUCAGAUUACAUUUCAAAGUAAAGGACUACAUUGACGAAGAGGAAGAACGUUUGCAAGCCGCGUCAGAAUAUAGUGACAACUCUUCAAACGUUCUCUCCGAUUGGCCACCGCUUUCUGAGGAGUAUGUUGAAAAGUAUUUAGAUUUGGAGAAUAGAGUUUUGGCCAUUGGAGAAGUGUUAAAGAAUCGUAAGAGGCUUAGACUAGAUUAUGAGAGUGAAGAAGCCGUUUUAACUGAGGUUGUACCAAAUCAAAAAAUGUUAAGAGAAUCCAAUGAAGAGCCCAAUCAGAACUGUCAUAAAACUUCUGAAGAAAUAAAUGGUACACGCGACUCUCAAAAUGAAACAGCCGAUCCCAUUAAUACAUCACUUGUGGAUUUUUCUUUAGAUAUAAGUGAACUUUCAACAAAUGACCGCAGUGAAAUAACAAUAAGUAAUGAGAAAGACACAAGUAACGAAAAUUUUACAGACCAGAGUACAUAUACUAAUCAAUCACAAAACUUGAAUUCGACUGAAAAGUCUCAUUUAGAGUCGACAAAUAAUUCAGAUAGUUUGGUUAACGCUUCAGUAAUGAGUUCUGAAAAUAAUUUAUCAGGUAAUUCUAUAUCAAAUAACAAUGUUGAGGAAAAUACAUUAAACGGCAGCGCAGCAGAAAAGGAUGAGAAUGAUACUGGUAUAGGUGAAAGCUUAAUUGAUCUAAGUAAUACGAACAAUUCCAGCAAUGAUUUGUUAGUUAAACAAAGUGUUCCAUCUGCUUCGAAUAACGAAGAAUCGUUUGAUCUACGAAGUAUUAUAUUAGCUGAUGAAAGAAAAUCGGAAAAUGAUGAAAACGAAAUCAACUUGAAUAAAAUUCGCGUUUACCUACCACAUCUAGACGAUGAAGGUGUUUACUUUUCGGACUUAGAUGACCAGGAACACCGAAUGCUCUCACCUAGGGUUUUGACCACCGAUGUUUUUCCCAGCAUUCCAAACAAGGAAAACAUAACCAUUGUUGUUGAUGACGAAAUAAGGAGCAUUUUAAACUUAGUAGAUGAUGAACCGCCUCCCACAUAUAUCUUACCUAUUCAAAUACAGCCUCCAACACCACCUCUAGAGCUUAAUAUUUUCAAAUUUCAUGAAAAAAUCGUUAGACGACGACUCUUAUUCAAGCUAGGCACGGAAAUGGACCUUUUUCUUCAGUCGCGUUCUAUGAAGAAAACUAAUUGCUCAGAUGUGAAUGGACGACAAUAUAGGCCAAUGAAAUUGUUUAAUGAUUCCCCCGACGUAUGUACGGACAAACAUACAACCAUCGAUAAUAAUAUACUCAGUGAUAGUGAAGACUACGAAGACUUUCUCGGAUUUACUGAAGAGGAGCAAGCAACUGAUAUCUCACACCAUUUCAAAAGGUUUCAAGAUUCUUACGACGCAUAUACAGACAAACACUGUGCAAUAAUAGAUAGUAAUAUACACAGUGACAGUGAAGAUGUUGAAGAUUUUCUCGGAUUUACUGAAGAGGAGCAAGCAAGCAUAAUCCCACACCGUUUGAGUAGAGAUUCCGGCGUAGACGCAGAUGCACUCCUAACGUCUAAUAACAUUGAAGCGAUAAAUGAAGAAUCUGUUAAGGAAGCCGAUUUUUUACAUCCAAUUACGGAAGUUGAAAACAUCGAGGAAAACAAAGAAGUUGAGUCUAUGUGCGAUCAAACUGUGAAUGCUAUAAAUAUUAAUGAGAUUAGCAAGCUUAAUGAGUCUUCAAGUGCAGCAGAUAUCUCCGACAAUGAUAUGUCUGUAAGCCAUGAGAAUGAUAUUAACGCGAAAUUUGAUACGCUUAUGGACUCGUCAGAAUUUACUGAAAGUCAUUUGAAAUAUAUCGAAAAUGAAAUUGACUUUGACAAGAGUAAAACAAAGAUUCAAAAAUGGCAUGAGUACUUGCAACCUAUUUUAGCAAAAGCGAGAGAUCGUCAUCAUUUCGACGUUUUCAAAUUGGGUACAGAAAUUAUAAACGACAUACAAAAACCAAUUACUUUUGGGACGUCCAUUACUUUUCAAGAUGUAAUGACAAAAAAGGAAGAAAGUUACGUGUCAAGAUACUUUCUGUCAACUUUGCUUCUGGCAAAUCAAAAUAACAUCAAAAUUGCAGUUAAAAAUAAAUGUACCGAUAAACCGUCAGCAUGGAGCGACAUUAACUUGGAUUUGUUGGAUACAAAACGGCAUACUGUUGCCAUUGAAGACAAUAUUGGUAUAAUAAAUUCUAAACUGCCAAAGGAGAGUAUCCUAGCGAAGCCCAACAGUGAUCAAUCGCUCGUUACAUCUGACUGUAGAGUAAAUGCGAAGUUAACUAGGAAUGGCAUUCAAACGGUGCACGUUGAUUUAAAUGUUGUACGCCCCUUAAAGCAAAUUGAAAAAUUACCUAGCAUCAACGAUGAUUAUGAUUCUGGUAUUUUCUCAACCGAAGAGUGUUCGUUAUGACAACAAAAUGACUGUGUAGAUCCGUUACUAGCUACUGUGUAGUAUUUUAAUUAAGGAAUAAGUGGUGUAUAUUUUCAAAUUUAAUUUGGUUUUAAAGAAGUUUUUUAUUGUAAAAUAUGAACAUCUCGAAUUGCAAGUUGGUGCAGAAAUCAUUGGCGGAUUGACAUACAAUACAAUAUAUAAUCUACUCUCCGAAAACUUUAAUUAGGCCACCUUACAUCAAAAUUUAUAGUCAACGGCGGUACCCGUGCCUAAGCAGAAUAAUGCUGUACCAACCACAAAACAUGUACGUCAAAAAGUGGUAAAAGUAUCAUAAAUAAUGUGAAUAAUUUUUGGAUUCGUAAAAUGUCUUAUGUUUGUAGCACUUUCCGCACAGUGAGCAUAUAAAAUAUGUCGGACAUACAUAUAUUUGAGUGAAGUGCAAUAUCUUUUAAAAUUAAUUUCUUGUAUACUGUAUAUAAUUGGUCAGUGUAUUAUAAAUAUGAGUUAAACCCAUAGUUCUCCUUAUGUAUUAAUUGUAAAUUGUUUAAUCAUUGAGAAUAAUUGAACUUUUUUAUAUUUGAGUAAACUUGGCACUAUACUAAACAUUACAAAUCUUUUUUAAAACAUUGUACCUGAAUCCUCGAUGAUAAUAGAGGAGGGUAGUUUAAUAAUAAGAUUAGUAGUUUAAAACGAGGAUUAUGAGGAAAAUUACGUAGCAAUACUUUAACUUUAUGUUAAAAAAAUUGCACUGAAAUUUAGUACAAUUGAGGUUCACUGAAACUGAGAAGUUAUAAAAUAAAUAUAUGUAAAUUACACUCUGUAUGUACAUACAAUACAUAUAAAAAUAUGAUCACAUGUACAUGUGCAAGAAUGUAUAUAAUUAUAUCCUCUAAGAUAAUGAAUAAGAUAUUUUUAUGUUUAUAUAAGUGUGAUUGAUUAAUACUUGCACCAUAAAAAUAAAUAUCAUUUUACAAAAGUAAAUGUUUCAUUUAA